GACUACAUUCAGUUUAAUGAAAAUAUAGUAAGCAUGAAGCUGUACGUGAGGAUACUUUAUGGUGUCCUGUUGGCUGCGUAUUUUCACAAUGCAAUCACCACCACCGAGCCCAAUGUGCUACAGCUGAGGGGUUUGUUAAAAAGAGUCAUGAAAAACAAGCAGGUCAAUGCCCAAACAAAGGCUCAGCUGAGAAAUGCAGUGCAGAUCAUUUCACAAGCCGAAAAGAGCCCCCAAAUGGUGACACUGAACGAGGUCCUUGUGGAGCUCAUGAAGCUCUGUUAUCGUACGGUCAGACCAAGUCUCCCAACACUGCCGCCGGGAGCUUAUUGCCCACGACCAGCAGGAGCCUUCUGUCAGGGAGGUGUCUACUGUCUUCCAAAAAAAAGAUGCCCGAAGCAUGGAUCCGGAGUACCCGGAAAUGGUCAUCAGGAAAGACUAUACUUAACUCUGCCUCCGGGAGCUUUGUGCCCACCACUAAUAGGAGCCUACUGCGCUGGAGGUUUAUAUUGUCCUCCAGGAAACACUUGUCCGCAGCAUGGACCGGGAGGACAGGGAGUUGAUGGACCACGUCCCGUAACACUGCUGCCGGGAGCCUACUGCCCAAAACCAGCAGGAGCUUUCUGUGAAAGCGGGGUCUACUGUCUUCCAGGAAAUAGAUGCCCGCUGCAUGGAUCUGGAGUACCUGGAGUUAGUCGUCCGACGGAUGCACCGGGAGGACAGGGAGUUGAUGGACCACGUCCCGUAACACUACCGCCGGGAGCUUAUUGCCCGAAACCGGCAGGAGCCUUCUGCCAGAGCGGAGCCUACUGUCUUCCAGGAAACUUAUGCCCUUAUCCCGAAGUAAAACAUCAUCCCGCACUCACAAAUCCUCCAGCGGGACCUUCUCCAUCCAAAGAGCCAACUAAAUCCGUGGGACAAAGUCUAUUCGUAGGACCUACUUCUUCUUCAGAAACCAUUCCUUCUGUAGGACUUACUCCCUUCAUAGAACCAACUCCUUCUGUAGGAGCUACUCCUCCCUCCACCUCCAAAGAACCAACUCCUUCCACAGGACCUAUUCCCUCCAUAGAAACAAAUCCUUACAUGGGACCAACUCCUUCCGUAGGGCCAAGCCAUCCCGGAUCAUCGAGUGAUUCAGACAAAAACUACAACAAAAAUGUGAAUAACAUUCUGAUUGAACUUUUAAAAUUACAUACAGGUAACAGCACGAAACUCCAGAAAAGCCUCCGAAGUCGAAAGAAGAAGGUUAUCCGAGUGAUCGCAAGCAAACUAGUGCCAAUAUACCAAAGCGAAUGCGUUAUAGGACAGAUUGCGAGAGCAAUUUUAACAGAUACAUAAAUGUCACUUUAAAUGAA
Messenger RNA from Drosophila guanche, 1352 nucleotides. Its product is annotated as collagen alpha-2(I) chain-like. The transcript is spliced from 2 exons. The record is from RefSeq and is a predicted model, not a curated record. NCBI's taxonomy places the organism in Eukaryota, Metazoa, Arthropoda, Insecta, Diptera, Drosophilidae. The coding region runs from base 34 to 1335 and encodes 433 amino acids.